Molecule: messenger RNA, 312 nt
Organism: Clonostachys rhizophaga
Lineage: Eukaryota; Fungi; Ascomycota; Sordariomycetes; Hypocreales; Bionectriaceae
Source: the annotation of a GenBank genome assembly
AUGCACAUCGCAUCUAGACAGGCCCUAUCACGCAUCUCAAGCAAGAAAGAUCUGGCGAGUGCUCAUGGCCAACCCAACCGCAGAGUCACCUGCUCGUGCGAUUGGUGGCAAGAACGACUACACAUCCUGCCUAGUACGGCCUUCAAGGGCCAGGAUCGCGUCUCGUCAUGGACAUCUGUCUGGAGGAAAGAUGAAACAAGGGCACACGGUCGGAAAGCUUGGUCCUUUGCACACAGGGACUGCACUGCCUCUGUCGGUGACUCUUUAAAGAUCCCCAUUGGUUAUACGACUCCUCGUUGCUCACAAACAUAG